Messenger RNA from Batrachochytrium dendrobatidis JAM81, 4586 nucleotides. RefSeq lists its product as uncharacterized. NCBI's taxonomy places the organism in Eukaryota, Fungi, Chytridiomycota, Chytridiomycetes, Rhizophydiales. The record is from RefSeq and is a predicted model, not a curated record. Gene Ontology annotation, molecular function: protein binding. Bases 1 to 4557 code for a protein of 1518 amino acids. The transcript has 22 exons.
AUGGCUGCAAUGAUACAAGACCACGGAAAACUCGGCGGUUCUCACAUCCUUCCACCCAUAAACCGAGGGUCCAACACAAACCUCAUGCAGACACCACCAGGAUUCGCAAAUCCAUUAAACAGUUCAAUUCUCUCCACUCCUAUCAACUAUUUAGACAGCAACAGCCCAGCUGGCAUUGGUACUCCUGACAAUUUUGGAAGCAGCAAUAUACCUGAAGAAAAUUCUUCAUAUACAAGCAAUCUAACCAACUUGGAGGCUCAGCGAAUUAUGGCUGUAUUGCAUGAGCUCCAACGCAAAGUGUUUUUAAUUGGACUGCUGCCUGAUGUGACCGACCGUCGCGUUUCGACCGUCUUUGGCAGCGAGACAUUCAAUAUGAUCAAGGAGUAUAGACAAGUAGAGCAAAAGUAUAAAACUAUACUAGAGUCUAAAGAAUCUCUAGACAAAUCAGAUACAUACAUGAUUGAGCUUAGAGAGGCUACCAAGAUGGUGAGAUCAGCAGCUCGAUCAUUAACACGGCAUUUUCUACAAAACACAAGCACAUUAGCCAAACUACGGUAUCUUAAAUCUAGCAAAAGCCCAACCGUGGCACAGUUUGAGCACUUGCUGCAGGAAAUCAAAAUGCUUGUUUAUGGACGUCUCAAAACAACAGUCGAGGAAGAAAAGGCCAAGCAGGAUCAACUGGCAGUGAUCAUCGCCAAGGAAAAAAAGACAAGCAAUGAAGUUAGGUUUUUAAAAGAAGAGCUUGAAAAGGCAAAAAAAGAACGUAUGGGCGAAAUCAACAAACGCAACGAGGUGAUUCGCAAGUUAAAAGAUGAACUGCGUGAAAUCAAACAUCAGGCAGAGGAGGCUACAAAAAAGCUAGAAAUCAAAUCUAAACAAAAAGAAGAAGCCGAUAUCAGCGCAUUUACCGAAAAGGAAAAUGCGCUGCGGCAGGAGAUAGAAAGUGCCAAUCGUCAACUAGAAGACGAUACAGCUAGCAAUCGUGAAGAAGAAGCACUGCUACGGAAAAAGAAAUUCAAAAUUGAAUCCGAAGUUGAAAACUGGAUUCACAAGUAUGAUCAAGACAUGGAAGAAAAACAGGCCGAGAUUGAUGAUAUUACUGAGAAGGAGCAGGCAUUUAAGAAAGCUACUGAAGCUGCAACUAAGAUUCAGGCUGUAUUUCGCGGACAUUUGGUUCGCCGUGAGAUUGCUCGCAAAAAGAAUGAAAAGUCUGGAAAAAAGGACAAGAACAAGUCCAAGAAAAAUGAGGGAGCUGCUGCCUUUACUAGUUUGGUGAAACAGGCCAUGACAACAGUCGAAAGUGGCAUCGAUAAAGUCCUCGAUAUUCAACCAGAAUAUGGAAUUGGAGGAUCUAGCUCUAAAAAAUUAUCAGAACCCACAGCUUUUAGCGAUACUAAAACUCAAGCUGCAUCAAGCUCAAUUCCAUCUGUCAAUCCAAUGUGGCAAAAAAAGGAAGAGGCGAAGCGAGAACUAUCGCGAGCACCUGGAAAGCGCACCAAAACCCAAGACGAAUUAUUUAUAGAUAUGCUAGGUGGUUUAGUCUCCACUUCUAAAUCUGCAAUUGCAUCGACAUUUCAGUUGGAGAAAUCUACAUCUCAACCAGAAUCAUCGCCAACCUCCCGUGUAAAAGAACUCUUGCUACCAAAAUUAAAAUCUCCCAUCUCUCAAGAGCAACUCUCGCCUAAACCCAAAUCUCCAGCUUCUCAGGAAAGACACUUUUCACGAUCAAAACCAGAUUGGAGUCGUUUAAGUUCUACAAACUCAAAGUCUAAUGUACCUGCACCACUGUCAUUAAAUGGCGCGCCUUUUAAUGAGCACGAUAUGUCUGAACCUAUUGAAGCAAGUGGAUCUGGAUCUCCAUCAAGUCCCGCUUAUCCAACUCGUCGAGCAUCAAGUAGAAUUUUUGAAAAUUUUAACCAUUCCGCAAAUGAUCCUUACACACGACAACGAAGCAUGUCAGAUAACAUUGAUUUAAAUAUGCGAUCUUCAGUCAGUGCGGGUUCUUCCAAAUCUCCUAGUGGGAUGCUUUCAUUUGAAAGACCACAAUCUGCAUUGGCACGGUUUGAAAUUACACCUACUAUUAUCCAUGAUCUUCAAAUGGAACCUAUAACGAAUGGGAAAUCAUCGUUUCAAACUGUUUCUUGUUCUCAGCCUGAGUCUAAAUUCAGUGCAGAACCAGAGCAUUUUCAAGACAUGACGGAAAUGACAGACAUACCGGAUUCUUGGGAUAUCCCCUUGGACGAUCCCAUCAAAGUGUUGGAUCAAUCAGAAGUUUUGAAUCUAGCACCAACUACCGAAUCCAAACAAUUUGAAAUGGAUGACCAACACUUAUUUCCAGUAAUCCAACCCACAAUUGCUAAAACAGUUUCUGAGCCUACCGGAAUGCUUACCGCCGAUAGACAACAGGAAAUCAGUGCAGUAACUAGCAAUAGUAUAUCUCUUGAAGAAACUUUUUUGUCGAAUCAACAUGCACCAGAAAUUGACGUGGAGAAUACUGAUUUGGUGGAUCAACCCAACCCAAUUUUGGAGGAAUCUGUUUCAAAAUCGCCUGUGCUAUUCGAAUCGGCACAUACACCAUCAAAGAUUGAACCUGUAUCUGAUUACCAUGAUACUAUGGCAUCUACACAGGGGGAAAUCGAUGUCAAACCCAAUUUAAUUGAAACUAGCAUUUUGAAUACUGAGCUUGGUGAAACCCUUAGUACAUCGGCUUCUGAAACAUUCAAAAUUGUUGAUGCACUGUCAAAGAAACACGAAGCAGAGGUGGCUGAUAUAACGGCCCAGUAUUUGGCUGAAGUUAAAACUAUGCAGGACAAUGUGGAUGCUCUUAAAACACGCAUUCAAGAGCUUGAGAUUUAUAUUGUUGAGCUAAAAGCCGAACGAGAUCGUGGUGUCAGUAGUAUUCGCAAUAGCGUAACUGACAAUAGAGUCAAUGAGCUAACAAGAGCAUUGCGUGACAAGGAGGAGGCCAUUCAAGGCUUGCUAUCUGAAGGCGAGAAACUUUCCAAGGAUAUUUUAAAAGCUAAUACAAAAAUCAAGGGACUUCGUGCGGUCGAGUCGGAGCUUGGCAAAGAACUCAAGGAAACACAACGACGACUGGAAGUCUGUUUAGCUGAUCUGGCUCAAAUCAAAGAAAAGUUGUCCAAAACCAGUGACUCUGAAAAGAGUUUGGCGGCCAAAGUCAAAGAGCUUGAAAACUAUAAUGAUCAACACGCUCGACAUCGACAUAAACUUGAAAAAGAAUUGGCUUCUGUACGUGAAAAGAGCACGGAAUUGCAAAGCCUGUUUGAAAAUUGUAAAAAGGAGCUGGACGAGAUUCAGACAAAAGAUCAUGAUACUCAGAUUGCUGCACAAUCCGCAACGCUCGAGGCCGAGAUGAGGGAGAACAGUCAGUUGCGUUCCCAGCUUGAGGAGUCUCAGAAAAAAGCUGCCCAAGCUGAGGAUACAUUGCACAAGGAAAUUUUUGAACUACGAACCAGUCUAACUAGAGCACAAGACGAAUCUGGAUGGAAAGAAGAUAAUUUUCGCCAAGAGAUUGAAACUCUUCAUCGACAGCUUCAUGCAGCAGAAGCACGAAAUGAAGAUUUGGCUGCUAUGGGUCAAGAUUCUACUGAGCCACUUAUGCAGCAAAUACAAAUUCUGCAGACACAAUGUAGCCAAGGCCAAGAAAAACAAGAGCACAUUGAACGAUUGUUGACCCAAAAACUCCAUGAUGCUGAAAAGCAAUUGGGCGAGUCGAUGGAUAGAGAAGCAUUAUUGCGCGAUCGAACAUUGGAGCUAACCAAUCGAGUUGCACUUUUAGAAAAGCAAAAUGUGCAAGAAUUGCAAGAAAAGCAUUGUUUGCUGGCUGACCAAGCUGACAAUCGUUUAAAAACAGCAAAUCUUGAGGAACAGGUCAAGGAGCUACAGAUGCAGUCUGAUCUUUUAAAGGACCAAUUCCAAAAAAAUACAAAUCUAGUUAAAAAGGAGUUUGAGGAGAAACUUGCUGCCAAAUUACUUGAAGAGUCGGAAAAGUGGAAAAAGAAGCUACAGGUGGAGCAACAACAGUUACAAACAUCUUCAGUUGCUCGCCACGAGAAAAGCCAUAGUAUUAGCUCAGAUAUAAGUGCAAACCCUGUAUCUACCGAACGACAGCAUUUGGAUGGCAACCAUGUACUCUCUGCCAAUGGUGUUUCAUCUGCUACUUUAUUUCCACCUGGCACCCCAGCAGUAGUAAUUAUUGAACGAUUACAGUUGAUGAUCAAGCAAAGUGAAUCACAGAUUUCGUCACUGCAGUUGCAGUUGCGAAUGGCUACUCAAACACGCAAUGAAAUGUCUGACGAGUUUGUUCGAUUGACUGCUGAAAGCGAAGAAUUAAAAGCAAAGGCAGAUAAAGCUCAAGCCAUCGAGUCUGAGCUUACUGAGCUUCAAAAACGGUAUAACACUGCAUUGGAAAUACUUGGAGAAAAGACGGAACGUGCUGAAGAGUUGCAGGAAGACAUUAAAGAUAUGCGAUUGGCAUUCAAGGCACAAGUUGAGGAUCUUGUACGACAACUUGGCAGACAUGCCAUCAAGAAAUAGCAAUAAACUUGAAGUCUUGGAAUGAAUUG